ACUGACAGACUCACUUGUUUCACUACGUGUCACUUUCUCAUUGGCCUAUCCAACUUAACCCAACUGUACUCUAAAUCACAGCUCGAACAAGUCCAGGACUUUAGCUACUUGCUACCGGUUGAUGGCUUGUUUGGUUUCUUCAAAAUAAUGUUAGGACAAAUAUAAUAUAAUACUAUAAAUCAUGUACCACAUUUAUUAUUUAUGGGUGUGUGAAGGAAGGAGAGAGAGAGAGAGAUUUUGAGGGGGAGAGAGAGAUGCUGAGCAUUUCUAAUUUGGUGCAUCAUCAAUAAUUGUUGAAUCUUGAGUUUGAUUUUUAAGAUCAGAGAUGGAAGCAAGUAAUGGAUUAGUGGCUGGAUCUCACAAUAGGAAUCAGUUGGUUCGGAUUAGGCAUGAUUCUGAUAGUGGUCACAAGCCCCUAAAGAAUUUGAAUGGCAAGCUGUGUCAGAUAUGCAGUGAUGAUGUUGGGGUUACGGCCACAGGUGAUCCAUUUGUUGCCUGUGAUGAGUGUGCUUUCCCAGUUUGCAGGCCUUGCUAUGAGUAUGAGAGGCGAGAUGGAAACCAGUCUUGCCCUCAGUGCAAGACUAGAUAUAAAAGACUUAAAGGGAGUCCGAGAGUUGAUGGUGAUGAUGACGAGGAUGAUGUUGAUGAUUUGGAGAAUGAGUUUAACUAUACUCAAGGAAACAAACAAGCAAGAGGCAAGUGGCAAGGCGAAGAUAUUGAGCUCUCUUCGUCCUCUAGGCAUGAAUCUCAUCAACCCAUUCCCCUUCUCACCAACGGACAAUCAGUAUCUGGUGAUAUUCCCAGUGCUACUCCAGACACCCAAUCUAUAAGGAGUACGUCAGGUCCUUUGGGCCCUGGCGACAAACAUGUUCAUUCACUUCCAUACAUUGAUCCAAGGCUUCCUGUUCCUGUUAGAAUUGUGGACCCCUCAAAGGAUUUGAAUUCUUAUGGGCUUGGAAAUGUUGACUGGAAGGAAAGGGUCGAAGGCUGGAAAUUGAAACAGGAAAAAAAUCUGGUGCAGGUCACAAACAGAUACAAUGAAGGCAAAGGAGGUGAUAUUGAAGGCACAGGAUCUAACGGAGAAGAAUUGCAAAUGGCUGAUGAUGCUCGCCAACCCAUGAGCCGUAUAGUUCCCAUUUCUUCUGCACACCUUACUCCUUAUCGUGUUGUAAUCAUACUGCGGUUAAUUAUUUUGGGGUUCUUCUUGCAAUACCGUGUUACUCAUCCAGUAAACGAUGCAUACCCCUUGUGGCUUGUUUCUGUUAUCUGUGAGAUUUGGUUUGCUGUAUCUUGGCUACUAGAUCAGUUUCCAAAAUGGUAUCCCAUUAAUCGCGAGACAUACCUUGACAGGCUUGCAAUAAGAUAUGACAGGGAAGGAGAGCCUUCCCAGCUGGCACCUAUAGAUGUUUUUGUCAGUACUGUGGAUCCUCUGAAAGAGCCUCCUCUAGUUACUGCUAACACAGUGUUGUCCAUUCUUGCUGUCGACUACCCAGUAGACAAAGUCUCAUGUUAUGUUUCAGAUGAUGGUUCAGCUAUGCUAACCUUUGAAUCUUUAUCUGAGACGGCAGAGUUUGCAAGGAAAUGGGUGCCGUUCUGCAGAAAGCACCAAAUUGAGCCUAGAGCUCCAGAGUUUUAUUUUGCUCAGAAGAUAGACUACUUGAAAGACAAGAUACAACCUUCUUUUGUGAAAGAGCGAAGGGCAAUGAAGAGAGAGUACGAAGAGUUUAAAGUUCGAAUCAAUGCACUUGUUGCUAAAGCACAGAAAAUGCCAGAAGAGGGUUGGACAAUGCAAGAUGGUACCCCGUGGCCCGGUAACAACCCUAGGGAUCAUCCAGGAAUGAUCCAGGUUUUCUUGGGGCAUAGCGGUGGCCUGGAUACAGAUGGCAAUGAAUUGCCACGACUAGUUUAUGUUUCUCGUGAGAAGCGUCCAGGAUUCCAACAUCAUAAGAAAGCAGGAGCAAUGAAUGCCUUGAUUCGAGUUUCAGCUGUCCUCACGAAUGGUGCAUAUCUUUUGAAUGUGGAUUGUGAUCAUUACUUCAAUAACAGUAAAGCUCUUAAAGAGGCCAUGUGCUUCAUGAUGGAUCCAGCUUAUGGAAAGAGAACCUGCUAUGUACAAUUUCCGCAGAGGUUUGAUGGGAUUGAUUUGCACGAUCGAUAUGCUAAUCGCAAUAUUGUCUUCUUUGAUAUUAACUUGAAAGGGCUGGAUGGCAUCCAAGGUCCAGUCUACGUGGGAACAGGAUGUUGUUUCAAUAGGCAAGCUCUGUAUGGAUAUGAUCCAGUCUUAUCAGAGGCUGAUCUGGAACCAAAUAUCAUCGUAAAGAGUUGUUGUGGCUCGAGGAAGAAAGGAAGGCAUGCAAACAAGAAGUAUGUUGAUAAGAAGAGGGCAGCAAAAAGAACUGAAUCAACAAUCCCUAUAUUUAAUAUGGAGGACAUUGACGAGGGUGUUGAAGGGUAUGAUGAUGAGAAGUCGCUUCUUAUGUCUCAAAAGAAUUUAGAAAAAAGGUUUGGUCAAUCUCCAGUUUUCAUUGCUGCUACCUUUAUGGAGCAAGGAGGCAUCCCGCCAACAACAAAUCCUGCAACCCUAUUGAAAGAAGCAAUUCAUGUUAUUAGCUGUGGAUACGAGGACAAGUCUGAAUGGGGCAAGGAGAUUGGAUGGAUAUAUGGUUCUGUAACAGAAGAUAUUUUGACUGGGUUUAAAAUGCAUGCUCGAGGGUGGAUCUCAGUGUACUGUGUGCCUCCUCGACCAGCAUUCAAGGGUUCUGCUCCUAUCAAUCUUUCUGAUCGUCUUAACCAGGUUCUUAGGUGGGCAUUGGGUUCAAUAGAAAUUCUGCUGAGCAGGCAUUGCCCCAUAUGGUACGGAUACAAUGGCAAAUUGAGGCCUUUGGAGAGACUGGCAUACAUUAAUACCAUCAUCUAUCCCAUAACCUCAAUUCCACUAAUUGCUUACUGUGUACUUCCAGCUAUCUGCCUUCUUACCGACAAGUUUAUUAUUCCAGAGAUAAGCAACUUUGCUAGCAUGUGGUUUAUUCUUCUUUUCAUGUCCAUUGCUGCAACUGGUAUACUGGAACUAAGGUGGAGUGGUGUAACUAUCGAAGAUUGGUGGAGGAAUGAACAAUUUUGGGUCAUUGGUGGUACUUCUGCCCAUCUUUUUGCUGUCUUCCAAGGGCUCUUAAAAGUCCUUGCUGGGAUUGAUACCAACUUUACUGUUACUUCAAAGGCAUCUGAUGAAGACGGGGAUUUUGCUGAGCUCUACAUAUUUAAAUGGACAGCUCUUCUCAUACCGCCAACCACAGUGCUUAUUUUCAACCUCGUUGGUAUCGUUGCAGGUGCUUCACAUGCCAUUAACAGUGGAUAUCAAUCAUGGGGUCCUCUUUUCGGCAAACUGUUCUUUGCAUUUUGGGUCAUUGUCCAUUUAUAUCCCUUCCUGAAGGGUUUGUUGGGUCGGCAAAACCGCACACCAACCAUCGUCAUCGUCUGGUCUAUUCUCCUCGCCUCCAUUUUCUCCCUGCUAUGGGUUCGGAUUGACCCAUUCACAUCUGACCCCACAAAAGUCUCAACAGAUGGCCAACAAUGUGGCAUUGAUUGCUAAGCCAUUUGGUUUCAGACAAGCCCCAGUUGGUGUAAAUAGGAAUGAAAUAUAAGUUAUGUUGCACUUCUUGGCUUUCAAAGGAACCGGGACAGAGGAAGCAGGCACUUUGUUGUAUCCUUAUAUGUACACGUUUUUUUGUCAAGUUAGUUUGUUACACAGCUCAUAUGUUGUAUUUAUUUAUUAUCAAAGAUAAUGUUGGCAAUUUCCUGAGAAAUGUUACAGAAUUGAAUUACCUGUGUAUUUGUGGCCUGUAUUAUACCAGAAUUCAGAUUUUUUUAUUA
This is a messenger RNA of Daucus carota subsp. sativus, 3870 nucleotides long. RefSeq names its product cellulose synthase A catalytic subunit 1 [UDP-forming]. The transcript has 14 exons. NCBI's taxonomy places the organism in Eukaryota, Viridiplantae, Streptophyta, Magnoliopsida, Apiales, Apiaceae. Bases 326 to 3589 code for a protein of 1087 amino acids. The record is from RefSeq and is a predicted model, not a curated record. Gene Ontology annotation, cellular component: trans-Golgi network; plasma membrane. Gene Ontology annotation, biological process: cellulose biosynthetic process; plant-type primary cell wall biogenesis. Gene Ontology annotation, molecular function: cellulose synthase (UDP-forming) activity.